Messenger RNA from Lagopus leucura (white-tailed ptarmigan), 1566 nucleotides. It is a transcript of the gene CFAP263, whose product is annotated as coiled-coil domain containing 113. Gene Ontology annotation, biological process: cilium assembly. The record is from RefSeq and is a predicted model, not a curated record. Lineage: Eukaryota; Metazoa; Chordata; Aves; Galliformes; Phasianidae. Bases 258 to 1451 code for a protein of 397 amino acids. Gene Ontology annotation, cellular component: axoneme; ciliary basal body. The transcript is spliced from 10 exons.
CCCCCGGGGCUUUGCACUGCUGCCGUUGGGGGGUGCUGCCGUGGUGCGGGCUCACGCAGCACCGGGCGCGGUGCAUUUCCCCUGCUUGGGUUGGUAAAAACCUCCACUCUGCAAAAUGAGUGGGAACGAGAGAAACCCGUGGGCGCCAGCAAGCAGAGAAACAAACGAAACCGAUCAACGGCCGUCGGAAGCUCCGCGAGCCGUCCUGCCCUUUCCUCCCUCCGCUGCCCCCCGUGCAGCCGUUGCCAGGACGCGCCAUGGCGGAGCAGGAGCUGGCCGCGCUGCCCCUGCCGCAGCUCCGGGACCGCCUAGAGCAGAAGCGCCAUGCCAACGACUUGCUGAAAGCCAAGGUGGAGUUGUUUCAGAACCAGUACCACAAGAUGCAGCUGAGCAGCGUGGACCUCCCACAGCACAGCUCCCCAGCAGAGCUGGUACCCAUACUGACACGUGGCAGGUCCAGAUCCAGGCUGCGCAGUUCAUCGGCCUACUUUGGAGCCCUGACAGUGGAGCAGAAAUGUGAGCUGGCUGAGCGGGAGCUGCUGGACGUGAAAAGUGACAUUCAGAAGAUGGAGGAGGAUUCGGAGGAGACCUUGCAUGACCUCGAGGCAGUCAUACAAGAAGCAGAUGCUUGGUGGGCUGAUGUUAAGAAAGUUGUCAACGACUUUGAGGAAGACAUUGUCAAAACCAUCUCCAAUGAGAAAGGGAGCAUCACAGCUUCUGAGAAGCUGUUGAGAUACCUGGAGGAGAAGAACCACCAGAGGGAUCUGAUGAGACAGAAGCUGCGCUUAGAAAGCAAUUUUCUCAGGAGCUACAAGAAGAAGCUGCAGCAGCAGCUCAGGCAGAAGGAGCAGGUGGGAGACAUGUUCCAUGAAGUCCAUGCAGAGCUGCUGCAGGUUAAGAAAGCACAGUAUGAGGAGGAGAUUGAUGAGAAGAACAAGGAGCUGCAGCAGCUAAAGCUGGCCUUAGAGAAGAUCCAGAUCCUCAACUUCUGGAAGAAAAAGCUGCACAAUGCCAUGGAAACAUCUGCAGUUCUGAUGAAAGACAUCUCCCAGAGGAAAGAGAUGCUGGAGAAGAUCAAAAGAAAUACUACUCUUGUGAAGGAGCAACAAGCCAAAGAGGAGAGACUCAUUGGGUGGCUGCAGAAGCAGCUGUCAGACUACAGCACCCCUCCUGUGAUGAAUUACGUGCAGACAGUGAUUGCUGUUGCUGACCUGGAAAAGAGUAUCAAGGCUUGGGAGAGGAAGGUGGCAAUUGCUGAGAUGACCUUCCAAAGCCACCACAGAGCAUGGAACCAAGUCAAGAUGUCUGGUAACCUGCACCUGCCUUGUGUGAUGCUUCAGGGCAAGCAGUGGAAGCUGCAGGGGGAGCCGGCCUUGUGGGGAAAAGUGCUAUCAAAUGGUGGAACAUCCCGCCUCCAUCCCUCCCUCGAGAAGAGCCAAGGUUCAGCUUAGUGGGACCAGAGUGCUAUUUCUGAAGAGCCUAUUCCCAGCAGCACAAACUACAUGCCUACAGAAAGUUUGAAGCUUUUAAUUUAAUAAAGUCAUUUUAUGUCUGCCUGCAUCCCGA